This is a messenger RNA of Exserohilum turcica Et28A, 1371 nucleotides long. RefSeq names its product glycoside hydrolase family 7 protein. Lineage: Eukaryota; Fungi; Ascomycota; Dothideomycetes; Pleosporales; Pleosporaceae. The record is from RefSeq and is a predicted model, not a curated record. Gene Ontology annotation, biological process: carbohydrate metabolic process. The coding region runs from base 1 to 1371 and encodes 456 amino acids. The transcript has 2 exons. Gene Ontology annotation, molecular function: hydrolase activity, hydrolyzing O-glycosyl compounds.
AUGUACAGGAACCUCGCCAUCGCUUCGCUCUCGCUCUUUGGAGCCGCCCGCGCCCAGCAGGUCGGCACCAGCACUGCUGAGGUGCACCCCAAGCUGACCUGGCAAACCUGCACGGGCACUGGCGGCAACAGCUGCUCCAACAAGUCCGGCUCCAUUGUGCUCGACUCCAACUGGCGAUGGGCUCACAACGUUGGCGGCUACACCAACUGCUACACUGGCAACACCUGGAACACGCAGUACUGCGCUGAUGGAGCUUCUUGCACCAAGAACUGCGCCAUUGACGGUGCCGACUACUCUGGCACCUACGGUAUUACCACCAGCAGCAACUCGCUCAGCCUCAAGUUUGUCACCAAGGGCUCUUACUCCAGCAACAUUGGUUCGCGUACCUACCUCAUGGAGACGGACACCAAGUACCAGAUGUUCAACCUCAUCAACAAGGAGUUCACCUUUGACGUUGAUGUCUCCAAGCUUCCCUGCGGUCUGAACGGCGCCCUCUACUUUGUCGAGAUGGCCGCCGACGGUGGCAUUGGCAAGGGCAACAACGCAGCCGGAGCCAAGUACGGAACGGGAUACUGUGACUCCCAGUGCCCGCACGACAUCAAGUUCAUCAACGGCAAGGCCAACGUCGAAGGCUGGAACCCCUCGGACGCCGACCCCAACGGCGGAGCCGGCAAGAUCGGUGCCUGCUGCCCGGAAAUGGACAUCUGGGAGGCCAACUCCAUCUCGACGGCCUACACUCCCCACCCCUGCAAGGGCACUGGUCUCCAGGAGUGCACCGACGCAACUACCUGCGGUGACGGCGACAGCCGCUACAGCGGCGUGUGCGACAAGGACGGCUGUGACUUCAACAGCUACCGCAUGGGCGUCAAGGACUUCUACGGCCCCGGCGCCACGCUCGACACGAGCAAGAAGAUGACUGUCGUCACUCAGUUCAUCGGCUCUGGCUCCAGCCUCUCCGAGAUCAAGCGCUUCUACGUCCAGAACGGCAAGGUGUACAAGAACACCAACUCAGCCGUGUCCGGUGUCUCUGGCAACUCCAUCACCGACAGCUACUGCUCUGCGCAGAAGACGGCAUUUGGCGACAACAACUCGUUCGCCACGCUCGGCGGCCUCAACGGCAUGGGCGCCUCGCUUGCUCGCGGCCACGUCCUCGUCAUGUCGCUGUGGGACGACCACGCCGUCAACAUGCUCUGGCUCGACUCGACCUACCCCACCGACGCCGACCCAUCCAAGCCCGGUGCUGCCCGCGGUACCUGCCCCACCACCUCUGGCAAGCCCGAGGAUGUCGAGAAGAACUCUCCCGACGCCACCGUUGUCUUCUCCAACAUCAAGUUUGGCCCCAUUGGCUCUACCUUUGCUCAGCCUUCGUAA